This is a messenger RNA of Toxoplasma gondii ME49, 2738 nucleotides long. Its product is annotated as pyridoxal phosphate enzyme, YggS family protein. Gene Ontology annotation, molecular function: pyridoxal phosphate binding. The transcript has 6 exons. The coding region runs from base 716 to 2365 and encodes 549 amino acids. NCBI's taxonomy places the organism in Eukaryota, Apicomplexa, Conoidasida, Eucoccidiorida, Sarcocystidae. The record is from RefSeq and is a predicted model, not a curated record. Gene Ontology annotation, cellular component: intracellular anatomical structure.
CACAAAGAAUCUUUAAAGUGUAAAAAAUGGCCAGAAGCGAACGGGGCUUGCGUCCAAAACAGUGGCCAACUCGUUGUAUAUACACCCCGGAGGAAGGUAAUUUCACGAAACGUAGCAGCCCCCUUAUAUAUAAUGUGUAUGAAAGUGAAUGUCGUCCUCAUGAGGUCAACUAUUUUGGUGGAAAUGGGGCCUUUGUAGACAGAUAACAGUUUUCCUCGUCUUUCCAGUGGUGAGGUUCCCUUCUUUUCCGGUUGUCUAUCCAGAAACCUCAAGACAGACCACCGCGGGGCUACUGGGAAACUAUGCUUUGAUGAAAGCGACUGUCAUCAACUAAACAUGGCUGAAUGCGGGAACCAACAGUACAGAACGGAGCAUGCUGUCGGGCGGUUCGAGAGAAUUUCGAGGUGCCGCGAGAAUCCAAGAAACAGAUAAUGGAGUCAAGAAGCAAACGGCUCUAUUCGAUGAUGGGAGGUCCUGCUCGCAGCUCCGUCUAGUCCGCUUUCUCCAGAGUCUCUACACCGGAAACGCCUUGCCGGAGCGACUCUUUUCUGGUCUCCAAAGUUCGUGAAUCGCACACUUGUGGAAGUGUUUAAUUUGUGUCUGUCGCUCGCAAGUCUCGCUCUCGGUUGUUGUUCUCCGUCGCAUUCUUGUUCUGUACGUGUGUAGCGUUCCGCUCUCGUAGUCAGCCGAUGGAAAAGGCAAAGCAUGCUCGAAAAUGCAUGAUAUCCACGACAGCGAUGUUCGAGGCGUAUUAUGUGGAUGGCCUCUUCUUGGGAGGCUGCCAGAGAACAAAGCUUUCGUGAUUUUGCUCUUCUCUCGGGCUUUCUCUCGCUUAAACGCGAGCGAAUUCGCCUGCUUCUCGCGAGUUGUGGCUCGUUUUUCUCAACGCAGCAGCCUUUCCUCCCCACAUCGAAUGUUUUCUAAACGCGCCUUCGGUCCCACUCUUCCUCGUACGCUAGAUAGAAACCUCGUUUCUUCCUUUUCCUUCCCUUUCCGCCCGUAUUUUGUCUCCCCCUCCUCGCCGUCCCCGCCCUCUAAAUCUUCAUUAUCCUUCUCGUCGCGCUUUCCUUGCAGUUCGUCUCCCGCAUUCUUCUCUUGUUCCCGUCAUCGUUCUUUCGCCUCCUUUCAUUCGCCCUGUCCGUUUCCUUCUCUCUUCUGGGCUUCCUCUUGGCCACCCUCUGGCCAGGACGAGGCGCUCCGGUCUCUGCCGGCCUGCAGUUCCGCCGCAAGGGAGGAAAAGCGGGGAACGAGAACGAAGCGCGACCUGAGUUUUCUUCCGCGAGACUUUUCCAUCUCUCUCCAGGAAGAAGAGAUGGCAUUCGACGCCUCUUCCCUCGACUUGCUCAUUCGAGAGAAUCUGAAGAGGGUGCGAGAGGAAAUCCUCACGCUCUCUGUUCGCCGCAGUGUCGCGCCUUCCGCAGUCAAUGACAAGGGCAACGACGCGAAAACUGACUCUGCCUGUUCUUCUCUUCCCUCUUGGUCUUCCUGUGAGGGAGCUCUGCGAGAGACGGAGGGCUGUGUGCGGCUACUGGCCGUAAGCAAAUACCAGCCCGCGAGCGCCGUCGCGGCCGCGGCGCUGGCCGGGCAGAGGCACUUUGGCGAGAACUACGUUCAAGAGUUGGUGGAGAAGGCGACGCAGCUCUGCCAUCUGGACUUGAAGUGGCACAUGAUCGGGCAUCUACAGUCGAACAAGGCCAAGCAGCUCCUCAUGGGCUGCCCCCAACUGUACGCCGUAGAAACUGUCGAUUCGAAGAAGCUGGCCAAAACACUCAACGACGCGGUUGCCACCGUCCUCUCUCAGCGAAAUGGCGCGCCCCUGAGAGUCCUUGUUCAGGUGAACGCGUCCGAUGAAGCGAGCAAAAGCGGCGUGAGACUCCACUCUGUUGAUGGCAACCGAGGUGAAACGGAGACUCCGUGCGGCGACAGCGAAGUCAGAGAGCUGGUCGAGUACAUCGUCGAUUCUUGUCCGCACCUUCGGUUCUCUGGACUGAUGACAAUCGGCCACCCCGACCCGGAACGAACAUCUGGGACAUUCGCAAAGAUGGCAACACUGCGCCUGGACCUGCUCAAACUCCCCCACGUCCGACAAGUGUUUAUGAGUCGCACAGAGAGUGCGGGCGAGAGAGAAGCGUACGAUCGCAGUGAAAGGAAGUCCAGCAACACGUCGGAGGCAGCGAGGAACACACGAAACAAAGCGGAAGAAGCAAGGCCACUGCAUGCAGCGUUCGACAGAGAUGACCUGUUCGAACUGAGCAUGGGAAUGAGUGGAGACAUGGCGGAAGCCAUCAUACACGGAAGCACAGAGGUGCGAAUUGGCACCGCAAUCUUCGGGUCUCGGCCACUCCAGCCAAAAAGCCGUUCCUGAGAAUCACACUUCUGAACUGCUCUCCACGGGUGGCCCACCCCACCAGCACAUAGACCGAAUCGUAAACUGGUAUGUCUUCAACGCGGGCAUCUGGAUACUUCCACACUGCAGCAAAUAAGACUCCUACCUAGUGUAUAGAUUUAUAACUAGAUAAAAUAUGUGUAUAUAUAUUGAUAGUAGAUCUUUACAUGUUCUGCAAGUGCUCUUUCGUGAGCGGUGUGGCUGGCAAGACGAUGCAGCAGUGGAGACUGAGGCUGCCUCAGAACUCUGAGAGGAGAAAACGGUGAGCGGCAACGCUGUCCAUGUUCUUUAUUUCGGACAAAUGCAACAGACGGUAGCAAUCUCAAAAUUCGAGUUGCGGGCCUCUCUCCAA